Messenger RNA from Stylophora pistillata, 3556 nucleotides. Its product is annotated as NAD-dependent protein deacetylase Sirt6. Gene Ontology annotation, cellular component: nucleus. The record is from RefSeq and is a predicted model, not a curated record. Gene Ontology annotation, molecular function: NAD+ binding; histone deacetylase activity, NAD-dependent. Lineage: Eukaryota; Metazoa; Cnidaria; Anthozoa; Scleractinia; Pocilloporidae.
CCUUGCUAAUUUAUUUAUAUCAGCACUAUUUAAAGUCGUAGCAUAGAAACACAACUUGAACCUGCGGAACCCUUUUCAAAGAAGGACGAGAUCAUCAUUAAAUCCCAAGCACACAUGAAGGCUUUCUCAAGAAAUUACAGCUGAAACAUUUUUCCGGUGAUAUUUGCCAGGAUCGAAGGGUUUAAUUUUGCCGCGGAAAAAUCUGGUGGCUUCGAAUAGUAGUAGUAGUAGUAGUAGAAGUAGUAGAAACUUUAUUAGAGUGUCGAAAAAAAACCGUCUAGCCAGGGAACAAAUCCCCUACUAAUUUGGGGACACCAAUUAGGGGAGAAUAUACAAACUAAAUACAGUAGUAGAUAAAAUAUCUAUAGUUAACUUAUUAAGAGAUUUAUAGUAAAAAUACACAGAAGUCAAAAUGAACAAAGGCUACAGCCUGCGCAGCCAUCAUCUAAAAGUUCACUUAUAUUGAGUUGGCGUAUCUUGCUUUUAAACGACGUUAGGGUUGUGACGUCCCUGAUACUCUUGGGUAGUUUUGUCCAUAGCUUAGGCCCUAAAUAUCUAAUAGAGUGCUUGCCAUAGGUGACUGUCUCAUACCUAGGUAUAGAGAAAUCUGCUUGCCGCAGAUUGUAAUUACUAUUUGGUUCUUUAAAGAUGUUACUUAUAUAUGCAGGGCACAGUUUAUGCCUUGCUUUAUACAUAAGUAUGCACAGAUCCUGUAAGCGACUAUUUAGUAGUGUUGGCAGAUCUGCCUUCAUACCCGGUCUCGAAUGUUAGAUCGUGGUAAAUCAACGUUUAUAUUAGAGAAUAUAAACAAUACUGUGACACAAAUAUCUAAGUUUAAUCGAAACCGUAAUUAAAUAUUCGCUGUGUAGUGUAAUUUGUAAAAACUAGCUACUGGGCGUUGAAUUUUGUCAUGCUUUUCGCUUUCUUCCUUUUUCUCAAUUUCGGUUAAGUCCGGUUCUAUACGGAAAUAUAUAUAUUUCAAUAUUUCAAGUAUUUUUUUUUCCAAUUUUUCAUUCGUAUAUUUUUUUCUAAAUGAGAAACAGAUGAAAUUCCACCGCUGGCCGGGAGCUUCGCAGAUAACACGAAAUUGGCGCGAAGACUUGUCCGGUGUCUUAGGGCAAAGGGGACAGAGGUGGGGAGGUAUUGGCGAGAGGCAAUCAAUAUAUUACUCAAUUAUAUUUAUUUAAUGUGAGUAGUUAGAUAUUGUGCACAGAGACUGAGUUCAAUGUUAAAAUUUAUCAAUUAACUUUAAACCUGUUUUGUCAGACAGAGUAUGAAAUUGUACUUUUCCAUAGAAGUUGCCUAAACUGUUACAAAGAAAGUAGUAGCUAGCAAUCACUUGAACCCUAUGCACUGUGAUUAUUAGUUGGGUGAGAUGGACGAAAAGUUUGUUGAAAUUGUUUUGGUGGUUAAAUAGGGGUGUGAUCACCGGCAAUCUUCCCCAUUACCCAAAUCUCGAGAUCCCUGGUUCACCAAUGGUGAAACUUCAAAGACCAUGCACCAAAAGAAGUCAAAUGGUACAUUACCGCUGGAAACAGAACCAGUUGUGUGAGACAACAACAAAAUUUUAACUUUAAAACUUAGUUGUUAAACUUCUGGCAGCACACACAACUGAAAAUCAUGGUAAAAGUCAGCUCUUUAUUUUUUUUUUUCUGUUGGUGAUUUUUUAUUCAGUUAAACUUUUUAUCAUCAGCUCUGUCAACAUGGCAGUAAAUUUCACACCCAAAAAAUCAAAUUUGAAGGCGUCUGGAUCGUCCAUGGAAGCAAUGUUUGCCAAAGCUCAGAAAACCCAAGCUGCUCUUCAAAAAGACUACAAGAAUGCCCCAACAACCUCGCCUAGCAAAGCUGGUUCAAAAGCUCCCAAACCAAGACAAGGGAAGGCUUCAGGCUCAAAACCAUCUCAUGGUCCUGCUGCUUCCAAACCAAAACCAAGAUCAAAUGCAAUUUCAAGUGAGUUUGAGAAGAAGGAGUAUUUUGAUGAAGAAGAUUUGCUGUCAGAAAAGAUCCAGGUUCUGGCUCAGUGGAUCCGUGAAAGUAGAUACUGUAUUGUUUUUACAGGCGCUGGUAUUAGCACAAGUACUGGUAUUCCUGAUUUUAGGAGUGGUGUGAACACAGUCCUCACCACUGGCCCAGGGGUGUGGGAGCGCAAGGCUCAUGGCAUCAAGUUACCCUCACAGCAAAAAAAAGUACAAAGUGUAUUGAAGGCUGUGCCAUCACCAUCACAUAUGGCAAUAGUUAAGCUUGUGAGGGAAGGCCUAGUGAAGUUUGUGGUGAGCCAAAAUACUGAUGGCCUGCACAGGCGAUCAGGCCUCAAUCCCAGGUGCCUUGCUGAGCUGCAUGGUAAUACAAAUAUGGAACACUGUCUAAAGUGUGGGUCAAAGUUCAUGCGUGACUUUAGAACCCGUACAGCCAAAACUGUACAUGACCACUUGACAGGCCGUACCUGUGAUGACCCCAAUUGCCACGGGCCUCUUGCUGACUCCAUAAUAAACUUUAAUGAAGACCUACCAGAGGAUGAACUAGACAGUGCAUUUGAAAAUGCAAAACUUUCAGAUCUAUGCAUAGUUUUGGGGUCAAGCCUUAGGGUUUACCCAGCUGCUGACAUACCAGGGGACAUGAUCAAAAGAGGAGCUAAAGUGGUCAUUGUGAACCUUCAGAAGACACCUUUCAACAAAAGAUGUGCUUUGGAAGUUCACUCUACAAUUGAUGUUGUUUUACUCAAACUUUUGAAAGAAUUAGGCCUUGAAGUGCCACAGUUUCAGCUUAAACGAUGCUUCCAAGUGGAUGUCAGGAAUGACUCACUGGUGAUUCAAGGACUGGAUCCAGCCACAAAAAAACCCUACUCAUUUUUGAAACAAGUGAAAUUUGAGAUUCCUUCUCUUAGGAUAGAUAAAAAAGUGAUGAGGGAGCCCUUUGAAGUCAAGUUCCCCAGGAGAGUAGUUCUGUCCAAGGAGAAUCCAAUGCCCAUAAGUCUUACUCUGAGCUUUCAGGGGCAUUAUGGGGAACCUCACUUGAAAAUUGGAAAGAACAUGGAAGAAGUUGGACUGAUUGUCUUCUUGCUUACUUUUGAUGUCACCACAGUUGAGUGGGAAACUGAGGUCUUGGAGUAAUAAUGAAACUUGUUCAAUUAUGGCAACUGAAGGCUGAACAUAAAUGUUAUUAAUAUGUUGAGUAUUGAUAAAGCCAUGAAUUGUGUCUUUCUAUCAAUUUACAUUGCAUUUUAAAGUGUAUUACAUUUUAAGUAAAUGUAAUGCUAAAAAUAUGUUUCAUCUUUCUAAUUUUCCACAAUAGACAGGGUUUUAAAAUGUUUUAAAGAGGGCAUCAGACUCUGCUAAAGUAGGUGACUGUGAAAAGCUCACCAAGGGUCAAAAGGUAAUUUUGACCAAUGUAACCAGCAACAUGUUCUCAAGUAGCUGGUGGAACUCUGGCAGUCACCUGCUGGUUUGAGUCUCAAGCCUGCAAAGUUUCUGUUGUGCCACAAGGGCUAAUGAGAACCUGCUUGUUUCUAGAGAGGCAUCUACUCAUGAUGAUUUCUGUGAAGGGUGAAUUUAAAUAA